Messenger RNA from Varroa destructor (honeybee mite), 1799 nucleotides. RefSeq names its product trypsin-1-like. The record is from RefSeq and is a predicted model, not a curated record. Gene Ontology annotation, molecular function: serine-type endopeptidase activity. Gene Ontology annotation, biological process: proteolysis. Lineage: Eukaryota; Metazoa; Arthropoda; Arachnida; Mesostigmata; Varroidae.
AGUAACGGCGGAGACGCAAAUUUGUUGCCGCUGAAGUGUGUCUAUGAAGAUGGAGAACGCUUGUUCGAAACUACAAGCGGUCGAGCGGCAGCAGCGAGCGAGUUUCCAUGGCAGGUAUCGAUUCGACGAAAUGGACGUCAUUUGUGCGGAGGUGCGUUACUCCAUGCUGAAUGGUUGCUCACAGCCGGGCACUGUCUCCGUGAUCUUGAUGCACGACAUUUUACGGUUCAAGCCGGGUUCGUACAGGACGACGACGCUCAUAAACAAACGUCGCAGGUCGAAACCGUGAUUCCACAUCCUCUCUUCGGCCAAGAUGGUCAUCGAAACGACAUUGGCUUAAUGAAGGUACUGACCCCUUUUCGCCUUCCCGAUGAGGGAGCAAUUGCUGCUAUCUGUUUGCCACCCAGGGGCUAUCAGGUUAACAAAGGCGGAGUAAUUGUAUCAGGCUGGGGCGUCACCUCGGAAGGCUCCUUCACAGCUUCAACAGCACUUCGAGCAGUAACAGUGCCUGUUAUAAGCGAUGAGCAAUGCACUUCGUCUUAUUCUUCGUUAUGGAAUUUUUUACUCGGCUCGACCCUUCAUCCCGACAGUAUGUUUUGUGCAGGACUUGCCGAAGGCGGAAAGGACGCCUGCCAAGGAGACUCUGGUGGUCCAGCAGUGCAGUUCGUUGAUGGGGUCCCAACUCUAGUAGGCAUCGUGUCUUGGGGAAAAGGCUGUGCACGAGCUGGAAAGCCUGGCGUUUACACAGAGACUGCUUUUUUCGUACCCUGGGUUUUUGAUACAUUACAGAAUUUCUACAAACGACGUGUCAGAGAUAUGUCUCCCCCAGCAACGACAGACGCGACAGAGACUCACUUUGGCAAUAGCCUGUGAAAAGUAUCGUAACCUGAGCUUGCUAAAGCAUAGUUCAAACACAGUGAACACGUUCAAAGUGAUCUAACCAUAAGGCGAAAAUUCUACCGCAUUAUUAUAUCGUAUACAGCGAUAAACACGGCCAUGCAAAACGUCGUCAAUGUGUAGCCUCAAUAACUCGACGCCUGAACGCCUGUGAACCGGGCACACCUAAAAGGACAACUGCAAAAAAACAGUGACCGUCCCUCGGACGAGCUUACGCCUCCCGUAAUACGGGUUGAUGUGAGCGUGUGUUAAGAUUUUUCGUCACUUCGUUAUGUACUUCAGUAGCGGAUUCUGACUUCGAUGGGAUACCUGGUCAGAGAAAUUGCACGAGUAUUCUGGAUCAACUAUUGCUGUACCUUUUGCACUAGCGAAGAAACAAGCAGAUCUCGGUUAGACUUAAAAAUUUCGUCCACCGAAUGCCACGAUGGCGGAAUGCGUAAAGAUCCCAUGUCACAGUCAUUAUAUCCAUUGCAUUCGAAUUUCUAUUGUUCGCUGAAGUUCAGUGAUGUUUACAAAUUUAGCGAGUAUAUAACGCUUGCUAACUGCACAACUAUCAUUUAAUAGAGUCUGUACUGUUACGCCCAAUCUCUAUAUAAUGUAUAAUAUUACCCCUACCCCAGCACGGGCAAUAGGCCUUCAGCGGGAAUAUUCCAGGUACUAUUUUCUAUUUAUUUCAUAAUAAUAAAACAUGAAUGAAAUAACGUUGUUUAACCUGACACUCCAGAUUCCAUUCAAUGAGCUAAAAAUAUACUUUAGCCAAUAAAAAUAGUGGUUCUGACCGACGGUGUCGUAGGCUGUUGCCGGGACACAUAUGGUAACAGUCUAUCCGAGCUAAUGAUUGGUAUAAGUAGUUAAUGACAGCGUAGCUUAAAAACCAUACAUGUGGAUGAAAUAGAAAAAAA